This is a messenger RNA of Vicia villosa (hairy vetch), 1344 nucleotides long. RefSeq lists its product as uncharacterized. The record is from RefSeq and is a predicted model, not a curated record. Bases 1 to 1344 code for a protein of 447 amino acids. The transcript has 2 exons. Lineage: Eukaryota; Viridiplantae; Streptophyta; Magnoliopsida; Fabales; Fabaceae.
AUGGGGAAAAUUCAGUUGGGAGCUUCUUCUAAUUCUGCUGGUGGGAAGAAACAAGCUGAAGGUUACGCCAGAAGGAAAAAAGGAAAUGCGGAUGCCAUAUAUGGAAGAAGGGGUUCAGGGAGAAGCAAUUCACAGGUUAAUGCUGUCAUGAUCCCAGUACCACAACAACCACAACAGCAGGGACAGCGUUCCAGUAAUGAUCGCUAUCCUCCCAGGACUAGACCUCACCGAAAGAUUGAUCUGAUUCCUAUGACUUAUGCUCAAGUGCUGCAACAUUUGCUCAAGAUUGAGAAGAUUACUUUGAGAGAUGCUCCGAAUGCUCCGGACACGCAAUCUCCGAAUUACAAUGCAAACGCACGAUGUGCUUUCCAUUCAGGUGCUGCUGGGCAUGAUACCGAGAGGUGUAUUGCGUUGAAGAAUAAGGUCCAGGACUUGUUGGAUCAAAAGAUUAUUCAAUUCACUCCUACACCAAAUAUUGUCAAUAAUCCGAUGCCUACUCACGGAGGUUCGGGUGUGAAUGCCAUUGAGAGUGAAGAGAUAAGGGUUGUAUCUGAUGUGAGCUGUUUGAUUUUUCCUCUUGUAUCUGUGAAGCAACAUCUGAUUAAUAGCGGUAUCUUCCCGGGCUGUGAAGUUGAUUGUGAGAAUUGCAAAAGUCAACCGGAAGGUUGUGCUGAUUUGAAAAGUAUGGUACAAAAGUUGAUUGAUGAGGGUCCUCUUCAGUUCUAUCGAAGGUUGAGAGGUGCGAAGAGUAAGGAUGGUGAAGUGUCCGUGAUCUCAAUUCCUUAUGAUCCAGUUGUUCCAAUAUGUAUCCAAGUGCCUAUUCAGAUACCUGUCAGUAUCCCGUAUGAGGAACAACCAGCGGCGUUGAUGAUUACUGUGCCAGGGCCUAUUCCAUAUGAGAGUGAGAAGGCCAUCCCUUGGCAUUAUGGUUCAGACGUAUAUUACUAUGGCACGAAGGAAGAAGGCGAGCCAUCUAAAGAGAAGCUUGUUGAGGCCUCAGUUGCAAACACUGAUUACUUCGCUGGUACUGGUAGGAUCACUCGCAGUGGUAGGGUGUUCUCUCCUCAGCUUAUUCAAAACAAUGCAGAUGCUUUGGCUAAGGCCAAAGGAAAACAAGUAGUGACUGAUGUCCAGAAUUCUCCGACCCAUAAGGGGGCACCUGAUAGCUCACUUGGAGAGCAAUUAAAGCUUCACUGGAGAAAACUUCGAAAGAAAACUUUGUGGGGAAAUAUCACUGGGGAAACUCAAGAAGAUGUUUCGUUGACACAAGAGUUCACUAAGGGAAUAUCAAUCACCUUGUUGGGGAAGAAACUUGAUUUGAGAAUCGACUCCAAUACUGAUUGA